Messenger RNA from Boleophthalmus pectinirostris (great blue-spotted mudskipper), 784 nucleotides. RefSeq lists its product as uncharacterized. The transcript has 2 exons. NCBI's taxonomy places the organism in Eukaryota, Metazoa, Chordata, Actinopteri, Gobiiformes, Gobiidae. The coding region runs from base 38 to 784 and encodes 248 amino acids. The record is from RefSeq and is a predicted model, not a curated record. Gene Ontology annotation, biological process: response to bacterium.
GCACAUAUGAACAUCAGUUUAAUGGUAUUUCAACACCAUGACACCUACACAGACACUUUUCUACCUGGCAGGCCUGCUCUACAGAACAAUGGAUGGAACAGCAGAAUCACCUCAUCCAAAAGGUCUUUAUAUAUCAGUGAACACUGGGGGCAACCUAACCCUGGAGUGUCCACAUAAUAGUCAAGUCUUUAAAUACUACUGGUUCAAGCAAGGUCUAGGGGAAAUACCGCGACUUGUUUCUGUUAUAUAUCGCGGCGCUUAUGAUCGAGUUUUGGAAGAUGAAAUAAAGAACGACCCACGCUUUAAACUGACCAUUGGUGAAAACAAAAACAACGUUGUUAUCUCAAAUGUCCAACUUUCAGAUUCGGGGACCUACUUCUGUACAAUGAGUUAUUCAAUGAUUUUUAAGUUUGUGCAGAGUAUUACUGUCUUUGUCAAGGACCCACAGUUAAAUGUGAACACAGCAGUCAGUCAGUCUCCACAAGAGGAAGUAGAACUAGGAGAUUCUGUGUAUCUAAACUGCAACGUCCAGACUGAGGGCUGUUCAGGACAAUACAAAGUUCACUGGUUCAAACAGCAUGAAGAGUCUGCAGCAGGAGUCCUGUACAGUCAUGGAAGCAGCAGUGAUCAAUGUGAGAGCAACAGUCCAACAAAGUCCUGUGUGUACAGCCUCCCCAUACACAAUGUGAGCUCAGCGCAGACUGGGACCUACUACUGCGCUGUGGCCGCCUGUGGACAAGUCCUGUUUGGGAACGGGACCAGGGUGUAUAUUUUGAAGGUAUGA